Molecule: messenger RNA, 1401 nt
Organism: Alternaria atra
Lineage: Eukaryota; Fungi; Ascomycota; Dothideomycetes; Pleosporales; Pleosporaceae
Exons: 2
Coding region: 1-1401 (466 amino acids)
Biological process (GO): regulation of transcription by RNA polymerase II
Cellular component (GO): SAGA complex
Molecular function (GO): transcription coactivator activity
Source: RefSeq, a predicted model, not a curated record
AUGGCAGGCACCAUACGCCCAAACGACAUGAAUGUCUCCACGACUCCAACACUCUCCUCAGGCACCCUGCCCAACCUCACAUCCCUCCAAACCGACCUCACCAAGAAGCCCAACGCGCCACGCGCUCCCCGCAUAGACGUCGAACCCUUGUAUGCAGCGGUAAAGAGCUCCAUAAGCGACGCAGACUGGACCAUCUACAAGAAAACCCUCUCCUUCUUCCUCCUCGGCAACCUCAACCAAGAAGAGCUGUCCCACAAGCUAUCCAAGAUCCUCACUACACCGGCCCUCGAACACGCACACAAUGCCCUCUUCACAGCUAUAUACGCCAACAUAUGGCGCGAUCCGCCGGAAGCGGGCAUCGCAAGUUGGGUGUCGAGUAGUGAUAAGCCGACAAGCGGGACAGUCAAGGGGACAGGGGAUGAGAGCGAGAAGAGGCUGAAACACGAGGUUAUGCAAUUGAGCCGCAGGGAAAGAAAGAGACUCAAGGGUAUACCGGCUGGUGAAAGUCCGCUGAGUACGGGGUUGGAAGGCUUGGGCGCGGGUGCUGCUGGGCCAGUGCAGGAGUACGUUGACGCUAGGCGUGCGAAGCAGCUGGAUGUUGGGCCGAGCAGCAACCAGGGCGGCGGAUUCGGCAAGACAAACUGGGAACUCGAAAUCCGCAAACGCUACACCUCAGCCCUCUAUGCCGAGACACACGAAUUUCCCACCGCCACUACGAUAUCCUACCGCCUCCUACCCAUAUGCUACGAGUUUGGCUUACCACAAGGCCACACAUCUGAUUGUCCCGACUACCUCAACAUCGCUACGGAGACGUACAUCAAAGAAGCUCUAUCAAAUCUGCUAGGCAAAGUAAGCAGCAACGGCCCCGGCUACGUACGAACCGGCGAGUUCAAGAAGAAACUAGCCCGAGAAGAAAGACUAGUAGAGCGAGGCGAGCUCGCACGCGGAACCGCGGGCGAACUCCCCGUCGAAGCAGAAGAACGACGGAAGAGAAAACCCCUCUGCAUGGAAGAUCUACGCCUAGCGCUCGGACUGGGGGAUUCCUAUCUCGGCCAGACGCCGCUGAUUGCGGGGGCGAUUAUGAACUCGAGGUUUCUGGAUGCCCACGGUAUCGAGGAGAUUUAUAAUAAUGAUUCAUUACCGCACCGCAAACUCGGUGCCCUGGCGAAUGGUACUACUCCUACUCCUACUCCUACUACUACUACUACUCUCACCAACGGUAUCAACGGUAUCGGGAACGCGGGUAAGCUCAAUCUCAAUGGCGAGACGUGGACGGUGGACUUUGGCGAUCCCAUGCAGAUUGAUGAUGAAGUGGGCAUGCAUUGGCAAGGGGGUAGUGUGCAGGAUAUGCAGGAGAUGGACGAUGCGCUUGACGAUGUUUUGAACCUUGGGGACCUGUAG